AUUUUUAACCUAGAAUAUUUUUUUAUUCCAAAAAUUACCAAGAUAUUUUAAUAUAACAAAUAUAACAAAUAAAUAAAUUCAAUUUUAAUAAUGUUUUCUAAAAAGUUGUUAAGCCUACACAGUCCACUUGUAGUUAUUCAAAGAAAUGUGGGGAAAAAGAAAUAUAACUGGUUUAAUGAAGGAAUCCAAUAUCCUGGUUUUAAAUAUUAUCCUAGACAUAAGGACUUUGAAGAUCCGCCAUAUGAACCAACAAAAUUAUUUAGAGUUAAAAGAAUAGCCCCUCUGAAAGGUUUAUCACAUUUAGAGAAAGAACUUUUGAAAAGCUUUAGCUUAGAUGGUGAAAAAAAUAAUUGUUUUAAUGUUGUUAAAAAUAUUCCCGAAAAUAAUGGACGAUUGUGGAAAAUUAAACACUUAAUUGAAAUUGUACCAAUUACUUUUCCUGAUGGGUUUCCCGCAGCAGAUGAUCGCACAUGCUUACAUGAAAAUGGUGAACUACGAAUAGUUAAGAAGUUAAAUACAGUCGAAAAGCAACUAGAGCUUACUGAAAACUUUUCUAAAUUACCUGAAAGAAUGGAUGGAGAUACAAUUAGAAGAAGUCUGAGGAAAAAAUGGUUAAAUGGCUUUGAAACUGUACAAUAAAUUUAUUUAGGCAUAAUUAAUAAAUUAGAUAAUUGAUUUUA
Messenger RNA from Sitophilus oryzae (rice weevil), 680 nucleotides. RefSeq names its product 39S ribosomal protein L30, mitochondrial (gene mRpL30). Gene Ontology annotation, molecular function: structural constituent of ribosome. The record is from RefSeq and is a predicted model, not a curated record. Gene Ontology annotation, cellular component: large ribosomal subunit; mitochondrion. Gene Ontology annotation, biological process: translation. Lineage: Eukaryota; Metazoa; Arthropoda; Insecta; Coleoptera; Curculionidae. The transcript is spliced from 3 exons. Bases 91 to 639 code for a protein of 182 amino acids.